GCAUUUGGGUAUUGUGGGACAGCAUGACUUAUCAGUGGAGAAUGUCGACAUAUGUAGUACUGGACAGUUCAUAGCAUCAAGCAGUCAUAAUAACGACAUAAAAUUUUGGAACAUUCAGUAUUUUGACGACUUUGACAAAGUCAGCCAGAAACACAAAAAACACAAUAGGAAGGCUGAAUUAAAGAAUAAUUUACCAUCAUCAAAAAUUCGCAAUGCUUCAGAUUUUUUCAGUGAUAUGAUUUGAUAUCAUAACAUUAAUUUAAGAUAGUUUCAAAUAAAUGACAGUUUUUAUUUUC
Molecule: messenger RNA, 296 nt
Organism: Leptinotarsa decemlineata (Colorado potato beetle)
Lineage: Eukaryota; Metazoa; Arthropoda; Insecta; Coleoptera; Chrysomelidae
Product: WD repeat-containing protein 55 homolog
Molecular function (GO): protein binding
Source: RefSeq, a predicted model, not a curated record